AUGGAUUCAGUAUACGUGCCGUCUUUUGCAGCGACCCAGCUUGCCCUGCUAGACCAGGAGCUGCAGAGCGAGAUCCAGGAAACGAGCACUCUCAUCACCAAUCACAGCCCCACUGGACUGCAGCGAGCUGGACUGGCCAUCACAAAUCUGAACAUCUCCUCGCAGCGGACAGGAUUGGGGGGCAAGACAGUGCUGGAGCUGAGUCCAGACAGCGCAACUUCAAGCACGGGGGAGCUGCCUGAACAUGGCAUUCGGACUGGGGACAUUGUCCUGGUGGCAGAGCAGCCGGCGGGGAGUGCAAAGAAGAGAGAAAUCAAAGAGCUCGAGAAGAAGGGAGCCAGAGGCGUAGUUACAAGGGUACAGAGAGCGGCAGUUAACGUCGCGCUGGAUGAGGGGAAAGAUGAUGUUCUGUUUUCGGGGAGAGUGUGGAUGGUGAAACUGGCCGACGAGGUUACAUAUCGACGUAUGAACCAGACUAUGGAGAAGCUACAAAAGAUGGGAGAGUCAGAGUACUCGAGCUUCAUCAGGGUGCUGUUUGGACUAUCGAGCCCUUCACCGGUACCGCAGAAGCUAUCAACGAGCGAUGAGGUUGGUAACCUUGAAUGGAUAGACCCAACUCUGAAUGAUUCGCAGAAGGAUGCCAUUCGAUUUGCGCUGGCUUCUCGAGAAGUAGCCCUCAUCCACGGACCUCCUGGAACCGGCAAGACUCACACACUGAUAGAGCUGAUUCUGCAAAUGAUCAAGCGUAAUCAGAGAAUAUUGGUCUGCGGCCCGUCUAAUAUAUCUGUUGACAACAUUGUCGAGCGGCUCUCGCCGCACAAGAUACCCAUCCUUCGUCUUGGCCACCCUGCUCGGCUCCUACCAUCUGUUCUUAACCAUUCUCUCGAUGUUCUCACGCAGACGUCUGAGGCUGGUGCUAUAGUCAAAGAUGUCCGCGCGGAGAUGGACGCUAAACAGGCGUCGAUCAAAAAGACCAAGAGUGGUAAAGAACGGAAAGCCAUCUACACCGACUUGAAGGAGCUACGGAAGGAAUACAGAGAGCGGGAAAGGAGAUGCGUCAGCAACCUCGUUGGCGGUAGCAAAGUUGUUCUUGCAACGCUACACGGUGCCGGAGGCUUCCAGUUGAGGAACGAACAGUUUGACGUGGUCAUCAUUGAUGAGGCGAGUCAAGCUCUGGAAGCGCAGUGCUGGGUCCCGUUGCUGUCAGCAAAGAAAGUAGUCUGCGCCGGAGACCAUUUACAACUACCGCCGACAAUCAAAUCCCUUAAUUCAAAAGUCAAGGCAUCGAAAAUCAAGGAAGGCGAUGACGGCACGUCUGUCAUUAGGGGCAUGACGCUUGAGACCACUCUCUUUGACCGUCUUCUGGCCCUUCACGGGCCGGCUAUCAAGCGUAUGCUUACAACGCAAUAUAGAAUGCAUGAAAAGAUUAUGCGGUUUCCGUCAGACGAGCUUUACGGGUCGGAGCUCAUUGCGGCUGACGCGGUGAAAGCACGGCUGCUCAAGGAUCUAGAAUACGACGUGGAAGGCAACGAGGACACUACAGAGCCGCUCAUCUUUAUUGAUACCCAGGGAGGUGAUUUCCCAGAGCGAAAUGAAGAUGACGACAAAGAUGGCCCGAAAAGGGGCAAUCUGCACGGCGAGAGUAAGAGCAAUGACAUGGAAGCGGCUCUGGUGCGCUUGCAUGUGAAGCAGCUGGUAGAAGCCGGCGUCCGACCCGAGGACAUUGCUGUCGUCACCCCUUAUAAUGCACAGCUUGCUGCGCUUGCAACGUUGAAAGAGAAAUUCCCGGGCAUUGAACUUGGCAGCGUGGAUGGCUUCCAGGGGCGUGAAAAGGAGGCUGUGAUUGUGAGUCUUGUGCGAAGUAACCCCGACGGCGAGGUGGGUUUCUUGGGAGAAAAGAGACGACUGAAUGUCGCCAUGACACGGCCCAAGCGAUCAUUGACGGUCAUUGGAGAUUCCGAGACGGUCAAGAGGUAA
Messenger RNA from Trichoderma gamsii, 1977 nucleotides. RefSeq lists its product as hypothetical. Gene Ontology annotation, molecular function: RNA binding; 5'-3' DNA helicase activity; ATP hydrolysis activity. The record is from RefSeq and is a predicted model, not a curated record. The transcript has 5 exons. Bases 1 to 1977 code for a protein of 658 amino acids. Lineage: Eukaryota; Fungi; Ascomycota; Sordariomycetes; Hypocreales; Hypocreaceae.